Molecule: messenger RNA, 3113 nt
Organism: Phycodurus eques (leafy seadragon)
Lineage: Eukaryota; Metazoa; Chordata; Actinopteri; Syngnathiformes; Syngnathidae
Gene: h6pd
Product: hexose-6-phosphate dehydrogenase (glucose 1-dehydrogenase)
Exons: 5
Coding region: 97-2460 (787 amino acids)
Biological process (GO): pentose-phosphate shunt, oxidative branch; glucose metabolic process; pentose-phosphate shunt
Cellular component (GO): endoplasmic reticulum
Molecular function (GO): NADP binding; 6-phosphogluconolactonase activity; glucose-6-phosphate dehydrogenase activity
Source: RefSeq, a predicted model, not a curated record
AUAACGUCACGUGACCAGAGCAGGAAGUGUACGGCUCACGUUCACAACCGUAGACACGAAAUGACACUUUGGGUGUGGACGCUUUAACACCACAGCAUGUAUGCGACGACGCUCUUGCUUCUGCUCGUACUGUUUGCCGGCGGGGGACAUGGCAAAGAGAAGCAAAGUCGCGGCCACGUUUCCGUGGUGGUAGUCGGGGGCACAGGGGACUUGGCAAAGAAGUACCUCUGGCAGGGCUUCUUCCAGCUGUACUCCAAGCAGGUCAGCAGCGGGCACACUUUCUCCUUCUACGCCGGUGGACAGUCGCACACGGACAACGUCAUGCCGAUAUUCUUCAGUAUCCUGAAGGCGGUGUCGUGCCCAAAGGCCAUCUCUGAAGGGCGCUGCGCCGUGCUCAAGGAGCAGUUCUUGCGGCUCGCGCAGUAUCGGCAACUCAAGAGUCUCGACGAUUACCAGGAUUUGGCCCAGCACAUUGAGCAGCAAGUUCAGGAGGAAGGACUAACCGAGGCCGGACGACUAUUCUACCUCUCUGUGCCGGCGUUUGCAUAUGCAGAUAUCGCAGAUAAAAUCAAUAACAGCUGCAGGCCUGCCGGCGGGGCGGCGUGGCUUCGAGUGGUUCUGGAGAAACCUUUCGGACAUGACCUGAGGAGUGCUCAGGUGCUCGCUGCUCAGCUCGGGAAGGCCUUGCGUGAUGAAGAAAUGUACAGAAUUGACCACUACCUGGGGAAGCAGGUGGUCUCAAAGAUCCUUCCAUUUAGAGUAGAAAACAAGAGGUUCCUGGAUCCCAUCUGGAACAAGCACCACAUUGAGAGAAUAGAGAUCGUACUGAAAGAGACUCUGGACGUACAAGGUCGUAUUCCCUUCUAUGACAAGUACGGUGUGAUCCGAGAUAUAAUCCAGAACCACCUGACGGAGGUCAUGGCUCUACUGACCAUGCGGGUUCCUGCCAAUCUCAGUGACAGCGAGGAGGUUCUCCAAAACAAGUUGCGGCUCUUCAGUUCUUUUCUGCCCUUGGGCAAGAAUCAGGCGGUGGUCGGUCAGUACCAAGCGUACCGAGCCGAGGUUCAGCAGGAGCUCAACAAAACCAAAGACCAUGUCAGCAUCACGCCGACAUUUGCAGCUGUGUUGGCGCACAUGGACGCGGCCCAGUACAACGGUGUGCCCAUCCUUCUGAUCUCGGGGAAGAUGUUGGACGAACGAGUGGGAUACGCACGGGUUCUCUUCAAGAACGACAUGUUCUGUCUUCAGCAUGGCUUUCACUGCAAGCCCAAGCAGAUCAUCUUCUACUUCGGCCACGGUAGCCUUCAAUACCCAGCCAUUCUCGUGUCAAAGAAUCUCUUUAAGCCUUCGGUGACAGAGGGUGAGUGGAAGGAAGUGAUGGAUCACACGAAUGUUAAUGUCCUGGGCUCUCCCCUGUCAGACUAUUAUAUCCAAACUCCAAAGGUGCAGCGGGAAGCUUACGCAGAACUAAUUUCACAUAUUUUCGCUGGACACAAAAAUAGUUUUAUCAGUACGGAGAAUCUCCUUGCAUCUUGGCACCUGUGGACCCCGCUGCUUGAAAGCUUAGCCGGCUCGUUUCCCCGUGUCUACCCGGGAGGGGCCGACAACGGUGACCUGCUGGACGUCCGUCUGAAAGGGAAGGAGAUCGGCUACGAAAGCGACGUGGUACUUGUCGGCCCGGACCAAGUGGGAGGUGCGCCGGCCAGGAAUUUACUAGUCAUGCAAGGCAAGUACCGCAGCGGCAACAUGGUGUCCGCCUGGGCUGAGGAGCUGGUGGAGCGUUUGGCUGCCGACAUCCAGGAGGCGGCAGAGGUGGCUGUGCUCCAGGGCGGUGUUUUCCACCUGGCCCUCUCCGGCGGGGCUACGCCCAUCGCGCUCUUCCACAGGCUGGCCCUGCACCACUUCUCCUUCCCCUGGAGCGACACUCACAUCUGGAUGGUGGACGAGCGCUGCGUGCCGCUCGCUGACCCGCAGUCCAACUUCCACAACAUCCAUCAGCACGUUUUGCAGCACGUGCGUAUCCCCUAUCAUAACAUCCACCCGAUGCCGGUGCAGCUCAAGCAGCGUCUGUGUGUGGAGGAGGACGGCGCGGCGCUGCUGUAUCAAGAAGACAUCGGCAGAUUAGUCAGCGGCUCCAGGUUCCACUUUGUACUCCUGGGAGUCGGCCACGACGGACACACAGCCUCCCUCUUCCCCCACGGCAAAACGACUGACGGUGACGACAGCCUGGUGGUCCUCACCGAGAGCCCCAUCAAGCCGCACCGGCGCAUGAGCCUAACGUUUGGCGCAAUCAACCGAGCCCACAGGGUGGCGCUGCUGGUGAUGGGCAAGACCAAACAUGAACUCGUCACUCAGCUGAGCCGUGUCAAGGACGAGUCAAACAAAUGGCCGGUCACUGGGGUGAAACCCAACAAUGGUACACUCGCCUGGUACAUAGACUACGACGCACUUUUGGGUUAGGAUCACAAUAAACUCCUUCAUGUCAAUACAAGUUAUUUAAGCCAACCUUCAAUUCAAGAAUUGUGAACCCCUCACUAUUCAUGAAGGUUAGGGACACACUAGAAAAUUUUAUAUUUUCCACUAUUCAUAGUUUAGAGUAAAUCUCCACCUAUUUGCGGUUCUAAAUUCAAGAAUUCACCUUUUUCUGUAGAACCGGUCCUCAGCUAUUCAGUGUUUUUUGUGUUGUUCCCGUUAUGCCCGAAAUUCCUCAAAAUGGCGUAAAAAUCAAAGAAUCUGUUAGCCAUUUUUAUAAGGUUGAUGUUUUAAAAUGAGUUUAAGAUUGAAAUUUAACGUUUUGGGAUCAUAGUUCGCGAUAUUUCUGCUGUAGACUAUAUAUAUAUACACACACACACACACACAGUGGGUACGGAACGUUUUCAGACCCCCUUAAAUAUGUCACUCGUUAUAUUGCAGCCAUUUGUUAAAAUCAUUUUUUAUUUUUUUCCUCAUUAAUGUACACACAGCACCCCAUAUUGACAGAAAGAAAACGGAAUUGUUGAAAUUUUUGCUGAUGUAUUAAAAAAGAAAUAUACACACACACAAAACUAUGAUACUUAAAUAUCAUUUCAAAUGUAUACCAUUCAUAUCCUUACAAAUAAAUGUUUUACAGAUCA